CGGCGCCAGCGGAGUUGUGAGCAGCUGCGCCAGUGUGAGUCUUGGAGCCUGUAAGGCGGGCGCGGUUCACGAGACUCCGGAGUUCCUCAGAGGAGGCCGGGAUCCGCUAGACCAGAGGAGACCCUGUGCCGCUGGACUCCUUGCCGGUGGCUCUGAACUGAGCCGAGUCGCCCGCUUGUGUGUUCGUCUGCAGGCACCAUGUCAGAGCAGUCCGGAGACCCCCGUCCCAUCCCGAGGAACAGCAGGGUCUGCCGCUGCCUCUUUGGCCCGGUGGACAGUGAGCAAUUGCGGCGAGACUGUGACGCACUGAUGGCCAGCUGUGCGCAGGAGGCCCGUGAGCGGUGGAACUUCGACUUUGUCACCGAGACCCCACUGGAGGGCAACUUCAUCUGGGAGCGUGUGGGGGGCCUUGGCCUGCCCAAGAUCUGCCAGGGGCCCCGGGAUGACCUGGGAGGGGGCAAGCGGCCCAGUGCCUCAUCUGCCCUGCUUCAGGCGACAGCCCAAGAGGACCACGUGGAUCUGUCGCUGUCUUGCACCAUCCUGCCUCGCUCCCCGGAGCAGCCUGAAGGGUCCCCGGGUGUACCUGGUACUUCUCAGGGCCAAAAACGACGGCAGACCAGUAUGACAGAUUUCUAUCACUCCAAACGCCGGCUGAUUUUCUCCAAGAGGAAGCCCUAACCUGCCCACGGAGGCCUCACACUCCUGGAAACAAGGGGACCCCUACCCCACCCCCUUGCCACAGGCCCUUUCUACAUAUUCUGCCGUAGUAUUUUAGUUUGUGUGUCUUAAUUAUUAUUUGUGUUUUAAUUUAAACUCCUCGUGUAUAUACCCUGCUUGCUACUCCCACCCCUUGCCUCUCGCAUUAGAAUUAUUUAAGACAAAAUUAGACAGCAGAACAACAGGCUUAUUAGAGUGGUAGGUAUUUUUAUUAUGCAAACUAUUAUUUAAAGCCUCCUCACCCUAUGUUCUCUGUCAGUGAGGUGAAGCCCACAUGAUCCGGGGCUCCCUUAGCUGAGCGACUUAUGGGUGUUUGGAGAUUCUGCCCCUUUCCUCCAUUAUCAGACCUGGAUUAAAAAAAAAAAGAGAGAGAAGUAAAUAGCACUUUGAAGGGGGAUUCCCCACAGAGUGGGGCCACCAUUCAAACUUUGGAGUCCCCUCGCUUCCUCUGAGGCCUGGCGGGGUGACUUUGAGGUGGGCACAGCCUGGAGCAGGCCUGGAGAAUGGCACCCUCCUGGCCUGCCACACCUCACUCUGUCCUGAGAAGACUUGGGGAAGGUAGGGUCCCGUAGCAAACCACCCCACCUCCCCACAUCCCUCUGUCAUCCACAAGGGGUCCAGCCUGCUGGCUGGGACCCCAGUGUCCCUCCUUUCCAGCUGGCUCUCAUGUCCCUCUUGCCUUCUCUCCCUAACCCCCUUGGUCCUUUCUCUCUAGUCCCCUCACAGCCCUGGGUGGUUGUUACUCUGGGGUACUUGUCCUCCCAACACGGGAUGAUGAUGAGGAGGGGCAUGCUAGAAGUAGGGGUCCCCAGUUCUACCUCAAGCAGCAAUUGCCUCCUCUUCUUAGCUCUUGGAGUUGGGGUUCUAGGUGUUUGGAUGGGCCUCCCUGAGUGAGGCUGUCUGAUAGGGAUGUGUGUGGGGGGUAGAUUUCUCUUGGGGGCAGAGUGUUACAUCAGCCCCCAGAAUUCAGCCAAGGACUUUCCCCUUCUGCCCUCACCCUCAUUUCAUUGCACUUUGAAUAGCAGCUGAACAAGGAGUCAGGUGUUGUAAGAAAGCGGGAGUAGAGGUUGUGGGCUGGGCACACUGAGUGGGUUAAGAUGGGCCUGGGAAUUUUCGGUUGUCUUUCCUGGCACUGAACAUUGAACUCUUGCACCAAAGAACAGGGUGGGUCUGCCCGCAGAUACCACCUAGCUCCUGUACAGUCCUGGCCUGGACUGUUUUUUUCUUAGCUCCCCAUGUAACCUGGUCCUCCUGUCUCCACCUAGACUGUAAACCUCUCGAGGGCAGGCAUCAUGUCCUAAUCUGUCCUGUGUUCCUCAUGGCUCCUCCCACAAUGCUGAGUAUACAGCAGGUGCUCAAUAAAUAUUUCUUGGUGACAUUA
Messenger RNA from Erinaceus europaeus (western European hedgehog), 2098 nucleotides. RefSeq names its product cyclin dependent kinase inhibitor 1A (gene CDKN1A). The coding region runs from base 199 to 678 and encodes 159 amino acids. Gene Ontology annotation, biological process: regulation of mitotic cell cycle; signal transduction by p53 class mediator. Gene Ontology annotation, molecular function: cyclin-dependent protein serine/threonine kinase inhibitor activity. The record is from RefSeq and is a predicted model, not a curated record. Lineage: Eukaryota; Metazoa; Chordata; Mammalia; Eulipotyphla; Erinaceidae. The transcript has 3 exons. Gene Ontology annotation, cellular component: nucleus.